Messenger RNA from Ictalurus punctatus (channel catfish), 1951 nucleotides. RefSeq names its product SCHIP-1 domain-containing protein. Gene Ontology annotation, cellular component: cell junction; plasma membrane. The transcript has 7 exons. Lineage: Eukaryota; Metazoa; Chordata; Actinopteri; Siluriformes; Ictaluridae. Bases 118 to 840 code for a protein of 240 amino acids. The record is from RefSeq and is a predicted model, not a curated record. Gene Ontology annotation, biological process: positive regulation of hippo signaling.
UGUGUGUAUGUGUGUGUGUGUGUGCGCGUGUGUGUGUGUGUGUCUUCAGGAAGCCUCUCUCACACACUGCAGUGGAAAGCAGGGUGGCUGCUGCUUCACUCGGCCAUGCGCUGAACGAUGGUGCAUCAGGAGAAAUGUGUUUACCAGGCCCAAAGGAUCGAGAGGGAGUCCAUCAGACAGAAACUGGCCCUCGGCAGUUUCUAUGACGACGGGCCUGUUUUCUUCGCCGGCAACAGCUGCUCGUCCCCACGGUUUCAGAACAGUGUGAACCUCCAGGUGUGCUUUGUGAAUGACAGCAGCAGUGAUAAGGACAGUGAUGCUGAGGACAGCAGGACAGAGACGAGCCUUGACACACCCUUGUCUCCUGUGAGUAAACAGAGCUCGUCUCUCUCGGACCGGGACACUUGUGAGGAGGAGGAAGAGGACGGGGAGUUUUGGCGGCUGCAGCGGCGGCUUGAGGAGGAAGCACGCGGGGCUCUGGCUCUGGCUCGGCCCAUGGCACGCAUGCAGGUGGAGGUGGAGAGACAUGUGCAGCUACACCGCAGGUCUCCGGUGGCCGAUCUGUUGCCUCACAUGCCACACAUCAGCGAGAGUCUAAUGAAGAGGAGUCUGAGGCCCAUGGACCUGAGAGACAUGAGUCUGGGUCAGUUACAGGUCAUCACCAAUGACCUCCACUCACAGAUACAAGGCCUAAAUGAGGAGCUUGUGCAGCUGCUGCUCCUGAGAGACGAGCUUCAUAUGGAACAGGACGCAAUGCUGGUGGAUGUGGAAGACCUGACCAGGCAUACGCACAGUCAGCAGAGACACAUGUCCAAAAGAAAAGGCGCCUGCUCCCUGUGACCUCCUGACCCUCUGGAGCAGUUCAAGGUCGUUCGACAAUGUUGUGAUAGCGCUCGCAUCUCAGCUUAACUAGACGCGCGUGUCUCUUUUCAUGUGUUCCAAGCUUCAUGUGGAUGUGUUCAGUGUCAAUCAGUCAUGCCGUGAGCUUUCAUGCAUGCCCACACUAAAGCAGUAAGGAAUGUACAGGUCCUUGGUGUAAGACUUGCACGCUCAUGUGGGGCAUAAAACCUAAAAUCUAUAUAUAGUAUAAAAUGGAUCAGCGUUACUAGAUAUUGUUAAGCUGUACGAGUGUAAGGUGCAUUCUGCAGCGAAUUUGUUCAAUAUCAUAUACAAUUCACUUUAGAGAAGAUCUGGCUUGUGCAGAUUCCAUACAUUUGUUAUGAAAAUCCCACAGAUAAAGGAUCAAAUUCUAAUUAUAGAGUUCUAAUUCUAGUUCUAAUUCUAGUUAUUAUGUCAAUAUAGUUAUAUUUUUGUAAUUUUAUAGUUAGAUUGUUUAUCAUUCUAGCUAUUCUAUAAUUAUAGUUAUAUAGUAAUUCCAUAAGUCUAGCUAUUCUGUAAUUAUAGCUAUAAUUCUUUAACUCUAGCAUUAUACCUCUCUAAUUUUAUUAUUUUAUAGGUGUAGUUCUAUCAUUAUUGACUUCUAAUUGUAGUUGUACUUGUAACGCUCACUAUUUUAUAAUUAGAGUUAUAAUUCUAUAAUUAGGUAGUUAUAAUUGCAGUUAGAAUUCUACAAUUCUGGCAUUGUAGUUAUAACUCUACAAUUAUGGAGUUGUGGUUAUAAUUCUUUAAUUCCCUAGCUAUCGUUUUGGUUAUAAUUCUAUCACUUUUUAUAAUUAUAAAAUCACUUUAGCAUUACAUUUAUAGUUCUAUAACUAUUGAAUCCCACACAAAAGUACAGAAUGAGGAUUAUAGCAAGCUUCUUUUUUUUUUUUUCUGUGCAAGCAAAUUUGCAGCUGUAUUAGCAAUGGUUUAACCGCCUUCCGUUAGAAAUAACGUAUAGUCUUAAAAUUUUUGCCAUAAUCCUUGGUUUAGUCACCCAAAGGCAUCGCAGAACACUUUGUUAAAUGGUGGAGCAUUAAAUGUUGUCUCUUAACAUUAAAAUGCGUUUGAA